AUGAUUAAAGCAUUUAUUAUUAUUAAUAAUAUGGGAAAAAUUCGAUUAAUUCGUUUUUAUAAUCAUAUAAAAGAAGAAGAACAACAAAAAAUUGUUAGAGAUUUAUAUGCACUUUUAUGUAAAAGAACUGGAAAAUCAUGUAAUAUUAUUUCUGUACCACAAUCUAUUUGGGGAGAAAAAGGAAUUACUGCAGUAAGUAGAACAUAUGCUACUCUUAGUUUUAUUUGUGUAUUUGAUGAUAAUGAAAAUGAAUUAUUUAUUCAUUCAUUAAUUCAAAAUAUUGUUGAAGUUCUUGAUAAAUGUUUUGAGAAUGUUUGUGAAUUAGAUUUAGUUUUUCAUUCAGAUAGAGUACAUUAUGUAUUAAAUGAAUUUAUUCAAGCUGGAUUAAUAUUAAAUAAUGAUACUGAUUCUAUUAUUCGAGUAUUAACUGAACAAGCACAAUUAGAAAAAACAGAUACACCUGCAAUUAAACAAACUGCAAUUAACGUUUAA
This is a messenger RNA of Entamoeba dispar SAW760, 492 nucleotides long. Its product is annotated as AP-3 complex subunit sigma-2, putative. The coding region runs from base 1 to 492 and encodes 163 amino acids. NCBI's taxonomy places the organism in Eukaryota, Evosea, Mastigamoebida, Endamoebidae. Gene Ontology annotation, biological process: protein transport; vesicle-mediated transport. The record is from RefSeq and is a predicted model, not a curated record. Gene Ontology annotation, cellular component: intracellular membrane-bounded organelle. The transcript has a single exon.